This is a messenger RNA of Effrenium voratum, 276 nucleotides long. The record is from the annotation of a GenBank genome assembly. Lineage: Eukaryota; Dinophyceae; Suessiales; Symbiodiniaceae.
AUGAAGGUGUGCGCUCUUGGCUUCUGCGAGACUGCGCGGGCGAGGAUUGUCAAGAACGGCGGCGAGUGCCUGACCUUCGACACGCUGGCAAUGCGCAGCCCCUUGGGCAAGGGCACCGUGCUGCUGCGGGGCCCCGUGAAGGCCCGGAAGGCCGAGCGCCACUUCGGCAAGGCCCCCGGCGUGCCCAACUCCACCACGGCACCGCACGUGCGCUCCAAGGGCCGCAAGUUCGAGAAGGCCCGCGGCCGCCGUCGCUCUCGCGGCUUCAAGGUCUAA